AAUUCUUGCGUGCACAGAGACGCUCUUUUCAAGGUUACCCUGGGCGUGACUUGUGGGACAGACUUUUGGUGUUGUUCAUAAAGCUUCAAAAUGGAUAUCGAUAAAGCGCGUCUAGAGAAGCUUGAGAAGUUCAAGGGUAUGAGUGAUCAAGUGCGCAUCGGUGGUAAAGGAACAGCUCGUCGAAAGAAAAAAGUUGUACACAAGAAUGCGGCUGCUGACGAUAAGAAACUGCAGAGUUCUCUUAAAAAGCUCAGUCUUAACACUAUUCCCACGAUUGAGGAGGUCAAUAUGUAUAAAACAGAUGGCACAAUGAUACAUUUUAAGAACCCGAAGGUUCAGGCUGCACCGCAAGCCAACGUAUUUGCAGUUACUGGUCAAGCUGAGUACAAAGCACUGAAUGAUUUAUUCCCAAAUAUGUUAAACCAGUGGGAGAAUGCAAAGCUACGCCUAUCUAAACUGAGUGAAGGUGCAAAGGCAGCAGACUCAAAGGCCGAGGAUGGAGAUGAUGAUGUACCCGAGCUCGUUGAAGAUUUUGAUGAGAAAAGUCGUUUGGAAUAGAGAAUGACUUUUUUCUCUCUCAGUUGAACAACAUUUACUUCAUGCCUACUUCGGGUGUUUUAGUAUGUCUGAAAUAAUAAAUAACCCUGCAAGGAAAUAAAAAAUAAUUUCAAAAAUGUUCACUUGUAUUGUAUCAUGUUUGGUUCCUUUUUUAUUGGUGCUUGAAAAACAGCUUUUAUUCUCCUUUUUCUUCAUCUUCUUCAUCAUCCUCAUCUUUGUUUCCCUCCCCAUCCCACCCCACACUUUUAAAAUCGUGCGAUAUACUGCGCACUAUUCACAUGAAACUUUUUAAAUGCUGUACUUAACAAUACAACAGUUUUGAAAACAAGCUUCCAAUCUAUAAGCAAACCUCGCACUGUGUCCCGACUCUAGUAUCGAUUUGUGUAUAGCUCAAUGAGAAUUAAAACAUGGAG
This is a messenger RNA of Trichobilharzia szidati, 971 nucleotides long. Lineage: Eukaryota; Metazoa; Platyhelminthes; Trematoda; Strigeidida; Schistosomatidae. The record is from the annotation of a GenBank genome assembly.